Messenger RNA from Orbicella faveolata, 2078 nucleotides. Its product is annotated as UDP-glucuronosyltransferase 2B33-like. NCBI's taxonomy places the organism in Eukaryota, Metazoa, Cnidaria, Anthozoa, Scleractinia, Merulinidae. The record is from RefSeq and is a predicted model, not a curated record. Gene Ontology annotation, molecular function: UDP-glycosyltransferase activity.
AACAUUAUACCCAAGUGUCUUUCUGGAUCGCGAUGGGAAGUUAUUCAGCAAUCUAAAAUGUGGAUAGAUGUCUUGGUGAGCUUCUGUAUAUCAAUUACAAAACACGUGAAGAAGCACCAAGAAGAACUUAAAGAAUUCGAUUUGUUAUUUGGUGAUUCACCCCCAGCUUGUCACGUGAUCAUCGCCGAGUUUCUCGCCCUUCCCCGAAUUGAUAUCGAACCAGCCUUUCCAAUGAGACUGAAACCCGAAUUAAGUCUAGUGUCAUAUAUUCCCAGCCUAUUAUCCUCAAAUAGUGCUGAAAUGAGCUUUAUGGAACGACUUCAAAACUUAUUUUUUUUUGGAGUCAUGAAGAGAUCAGAAAUGUACUUUUCUACUCGUUACGGGGAGCUUAAAACAGAAUUCAAUAUUAUGCCAGAAAGACAUUUCCAGGUCUCCAUUCAUAUGGCGGAGAUGACCAUUAUCAUGGGCCACUUUGCACUGGAAUAUCCUCAACCACUUUUACCAGCAACCAAACUAGUGGGACCGUUAACAGUGAAACCCCCAAGUCCACUUCCACAAGACCUGCAGCAGUUUAUCAGUGGAGCAGGAGACAAAGGGAUAAUACUGUUUUCAUUAGGAACACUCGGGGAUGCAGUGUUGCAGAAACACCAAGUGGAAAUGUUGGUCGAAGUUUUCGGAAGACUGGAGCAGAGAAUAAUAUGGAGAUUAAAAAGGCAUAUUCCAGAAGAUCUUUCCUCGAACAUCAAAGUUCUCCCAUGGAUUCCUCAGAAUGACUUAUUAGCCCAUAACGGCACCAAAGCCUUUAUAUCACACACAGGUCACAACAGCUUAUAUGAAGCAGCUUUCUAUGGUGUGCCACUGGUUUGUGUGCCAAUUUUUGGUGACCAACCUAGUAACUGCAUCCAGGCUCAAACGGUUGGCAUGGCAAUUGGUGUCGAUUUAAAGACGGUGACUGGUGAUGAAAUGUACCAGUCAAUAUGGCGAAUCCUAGAGGAACCAAGCUUUAAGGGUAACGCUACUCGCAUCUCGCGAUUGAUGCGUGACAAUCCGCGAACUUCCGUUCAGCAAGCCGCUGACUGGAUUGAAUAUGUCCACAGACACAAAGGAGCCAAGCACCUCAGACCGGAAGUGUAUAAUCUCCACUGGUGCCAAUAUUACCUCUUGGAUGUAGUUGCAUUCCUUUUAACUGCAAUUUUUGCAUUUUGCUUUGCAAUUAGAGUGCUUUUUAGACUGUUGUGGAAGAUUGUUACCAAGCUUGCGAAGGGUAAUAAGACCUCGAAGCAAGAAUGAGAACUGCUUCAAAGACAAAACAUUACACUGUUAGUAGUUGUGAUUUAAUUUUACAACCAUGGCUUCUUUGGUGCUUGUUUCCAAAUUGUUGUCAACAAUGCAAUCCCAUUGAGACAAGGAGGACUGAAAUGGGGGAGAAGGGGAGGUGUGUCUUUGCACAAGGAACUUGAAAUUCCUAUUGUAACCGCUUUUCGGCAGACAUGCAACUUCAUCCUUUCUUUUCUUUCUUUUCUUUUUUUUUUUUAUAAUUAAAGACAACUUUGGUUAUCGUUUGUUAAAGGCGCGGUGAUCUAAUGAUUAGUACGCUGACUACGGAUCAAGCCGUCCACGUUCGAGUCCUGGUCGGGGACAUUGUGCUGUGUUCUUGGGCAAGACACUUUACCCUCACAGUACCACAUAGGGGUGUAAAUAAGUAUCUGCGAAUUUAAUGCUGGGGUAGCCCUGUGAUGGACUAGCAUCCCAUCCAGGGGAAAGUAGAAAUAUUCCUGGUUGCUUCAUGCUCCAGAAAUUGGAGAUACAUGCCGGCCUAAUGGACCACUUGGCUCGUACACAGACUUGGUCUUAGCUAUUUUGUUUGUUUGUUUGUUUGUUUGUUUGUCUGUUUGUUUUUUUUACUUUAUUUUGAUUUUGUUUUUCAAAUUGAAGAAAUCCAAGACAGCAGAUUGCGCCAGUUAGAAACGAUUCCAUUCAAUUCUACGACAUAUUACGCCAGUAUUUUAUGUUAUUGAUUGUGGGACGUGCUAUGAAGCUGUCAAGUUACAGGGUGAUUGGUCUCUGAAUCUAUUCCC